Molecule: messenger RNA, 1794 nt
Organism: Bufo bufo (common toad)
Lineage: Eukaryota; Metazoa; Chordata; Amphibia; Anura; Bufonidae
Gene: TDO2
Product: tryptophan 2,3-dioxygenase
Exons: 12
Coding region: 89-1309 (406 amino acids)
Molecular function (GO): L-tryptophan 2,3-dioxygenase activity; metal ion binding; heme binding
Source: RefSeq, a predicted model, not a curated record
AUUGGGUAAAAGUACAUGAGCAGCAGCUAUAAAUACAAGUGCAUAUUGGGAUGUCCAGGUUAUUGAAGAAGACAUCAUUGCAUAAACAAUGAGUGGCUGUCCAUUUAUGGGGACGAGGCAUCGGUACACUUUCAGCGAAUUAUCUCUGGAAGAGAAAAAUGGGGAAAACUCACAAGAAGGAAUAAAUAAAGCCAGCCGAGGAGGACUUGUAUAUGGGGACUAUUUACAACUUUAUAAAGUGUUGGAUGCUCAAGAACUACAGAGUGAAAAAAAGGGAAAUAAAAUCCAUGAUGAGCACCUUUUCAUAGUCACUCAUCAAGCAUAUGAACUUUGGUUUAAGCAAAUACUUUGGGAACUGGAUUCUGUCAGAGAAAUCUUCCAAAAUGGACAUGUAAGAGAUGAAAGAAAUAUGCUGAAAGUUGUGACUAGGAUUAAUCGCAUUUCCAUGAUUCUCAAACUAUUGGUUGAACAAUUCUCAGUUCUAGAAACAAUGACCGCCAUGGACUUCUUUGAUUUCCGAGAAUACUUGUCACCUGCAUCAGGCUUUCAGAGCUUGCAGUUUCGACUUCUUGAAAAUAAAAUUGGAGUUCCAGAAAGUCUUCGAGUUCCUUACAACAGACGCCAUUAUCGUGAUAACUUCAAGGGGAAGGAGAAUGAAUUGCUUCGUAGAUCUGAGGAAGAACCUACCCUUCUGGGUCUUUUAGAGGCAUGGCUGGAACGCACACCUGGCUUGGAAGAAGUUGGUUUCAAUUUUUGGGGAAAACUACAGGUCAAUAUAUUUCAAGGAUUAGAGGAGGAGCUUCAAAAGGCUAAGGCCAAGCCAGACUCAGAAGACAAAGAAGAACAGCUGGCAGAGCUUCAGAAACAAAAAGAAGUCUUUACAGCUUUGUUUGAUGAGAAGCGACACGUACAUCUUCUCAGUAAAGGAGAAAGACGACUGUCAUAUAAAGCAUUAAAAGGGGCUUUAAUGAUAUAUUUCUACAGGGAGGAACCACGGUUCCAGGUUCCAUUUCAGCUCCUAACUUCUCUAAUGGACAUUGAUAUUUUGAUGACCAAAUGGAGAUAUAAUCAUGUCUGCAUGGUGCACAGAAUGAUUGGCAGCAAAGCUGGAACUGGUGGUUCAUCGGGCUAUCAUUAUUUGCGCUCGACAGUGAGUGACAGAUACAAAGUCUUUGUUGAUCUGUUCAACCUCUCAACAUUUUUGGUGCCAAGACACUGGGUACCUCGACUUAACCCAAGCAUCCACAAAUUCUUGUACACUGCAGAAUGCUGUGACAGCUCAUAUUUCAGCAGUGAUGACUCAGAUUAAAAUUUCUGUAUUUAGUAUAUGAUUUAAAGUAAUAUAAACCAUUAUAUAUUAUAUAAAAUAAUGUAAUAUACUUAAGCAUUUAUUUUCAUUGUAUGGUCUUAAACAAGGCAAGCAUUAAUUUAAUUAUAUGUACAAACUUUAUAGUAUUCAAUAUUAUAGACACUUUUGUAGAUAAGAGAUAAUGUAGUAAACAGAUUUGUGGAGUACACGACUAAUAGUUGUCCUGUGGACAGAUCCUCCCACCUGUGGAUCUCUGCAGCUCCUCUAGAGUGACCAUGGCUGCUACUCUAAUUAGUGCUCUCCUUGCCUGGGCUGUCAGUUUAGAUGUACAGCCAUGUCUUGGUAAGUUUGCAGUUGUGACAUACUCCUUCCAUUUUGGGAUGAUGUAUUGAACAGGGAUAAAAAAAAAAAUUAAACCUAUUCCUGCUUUAUUCUUCUCCACAACUUUAUCCCCGGCCUGUGUGGUGUCUUCCUUGGUUUUCAUG